Branchiostoma floridae (Florida lancelet) is the source of this 2535-nucleotide messenger RNA. RefSeq names its product isatin hydrolase-like. Bases 429 to 1148 code for a protein of 239 amino acids. NCBI's taxonomy places the organism in Eukaryota, Metazoa, Chordata, Leptocardii, Amphioxiformes, Branchiostomatidae. Gene Ontology annotation, molecular function: arylformamidase activity. The record is from RefSeq and is a predicted model, not a curated record. The transcript is spliced from 4 exons.
GAAGCGAAACAUCAGGAAAUUAAACAUAUACAUGAUGAUUGGACCAUCAUUGACAAGAGAAGUUGUAUGGUAUAAAAAAACUUAACGCAAAGCGAGUUGUCAACUCGAUUCGUUAGGCAACAGAACAAUUACCAGACAGUAGUUUUAGUAGCAAAAAUUAAUAUGAUGUAUGAAAUGUAACAUAUAGAGUAUUAUAGAGUCAAAAUAAUUGGAAAUAUGUCAAGUAUGUCCAGAAAAAUAGCAAACUAACUUAAUCCACAAUAUUUAGUUACUCAGUUGUGUUUAUAGCAAAGACAUUUCAAUUUUAGUUUGAAAGUUUGGUGAAAUGUCUUUGUUGCUGCUACGCAUUUGACAACAUCUUUUCUGCACAGGUCAUCUUGAGAGAUGUCUGCCGUGCAGCGUUGCUAGGCAACCCACAGGUGAUUGACAUGACGUACACCUUGGACGACACGACUGUGAACUGGCCUAAGCGGAAACCCUUCCGUCUCACAGAUACAUAUAGAGGCUACCAUUCGAAAGGCUUUUGGUACGAGAGCAGUUCCUAUGAGGGGUUCGAACAUAGCGGCACGCACGUGGACGCGCCUGCGCACUUCUGCAAAGACAAGUGGCGAAUGGACGCUGUUCCACUAGACCGUCUGAUGGGCCCAGCUGUUGUUCUGGACGUGUCCAACAAGACAAAGAACAACGCGGACUACACGGUAACGGCUCAAGACUUCCAGGACUGGGAGGAGAAGAACGGCAGGAUUCCUGACGGAGCCAUCGUGCUAGUUCGAACUGGCUGGGGGCAGUACUGGCCGAACAAACACCAGUUCCUGGGAACAGACACUACCGACACCUCCCUGCUGCACUUCCCUGGAAUAGACCCAGAGGGCGCCCGUUGGCUGGUACAGAACAGAGGCAUGCACGCUGUCGGCAUUGACACCGGAUCUCUCAGUUCUGGACAAUGCGCGAACUUUAUAGCACAUCAGAUAUUGUGCGAGGCAGACAUCAUCGGUUUAGAGAAUGUCGCCAACAUGGACAAACUUCCGCCCACAGGGGCCACUGUGUACGCUCUACCGCUAAAGAUCGGGGAGGGGAGCGGGGGUCCGGCCAGGAUCAUCGGUAUCAUCAACAACCCUGAGGGUGGGGGAGGCAGAGACGAGCUGUAACGUUAGUGGUCCAUGAACAAUGACUUGUUGUGUAGAAUCAUGUCUUGUAUCUAUGCAUCCUCUGGUUGAAACAAAGUGUACAUAGUUCCUAUACCAGAAACGUUUUACAUUAACUGGAUAGUUCGAUACCCAAAUGUUGAAUGAAAACAGUACAAAAGUAUGCCUCAAAAGCUUUCGUUGAUAUGCAAGGUUCUCAAUACAUUCAUACAUGAAUUAAUGUUAUUUCAGCUUCUCGCGAUCAACCACAGUUAUGUACUGUACAAUUGCAUCCACAACAGAAUCACAUGGAACUUGGACAUGUUCAGAACAAUCAAAUGCAGAACCAGCCGGUACGGAGACUCCCACAUUCUGUACCUUAGCUACCUUGCCAAACUUUUAAACUCGCAAAGCUGGACACCCCUAGACUUAAAAACAUUAUUAUUACACGUUUUCCGUCAUUUUCUAUGUGCAAUAUGUUUAUAGUAAGUUUUGAAAAAUACUUUUUUAUCAAGUGUAAUUCAGUAGAUUUUAACUUCAUGUGUAUCAACGACCAUUAAAAACUAUGUUACAUAUUAUUGAGUCGUAUUGUGGAAAAUACUGUAAAUAUUGAUUUUUCUAAUCUAAUAUGCAAGUUAAGUUCUUGAAUAAUUUAAUCAAGUACAUCUCUAUCAAGCAUCAGCGUCAUAGUCACACACACGUGCAUUCUAAAUUAUGCAAAUCCGUUGUUCCUAUGCUUCGUUUUUGUCCUUAGAAGAUUUUGGCACUUUCGGCAUCCUUACUAGUUUUGUUGUAUGAGUGAAAGAAAAUCCAAGGCCAAGUUCGUUCAAGGUAGCUGAACACAGUAUUUAUGCGCGACCCCCGUGGAUCUAUGACUCGGGUACACAAAGUAGUACGGAUAAACUUGAUGAAGGCUUGGUAGAAAGCCCUGAGAGCCAGUAAAAUGUAUCCUGAGAUGUGGUCAAACAAUGUGUCGACUUUGAGACUGUAUGAUUUAAAUUGUGAAAAUUGUCUCUUUCGUGUAUAAAUGCGCCCAUUACACAACUUCCUUUCUAGUGUGAGCCGGCUGCAGUUAUGUGACCCCCGCAGAGUGGCGUUUCAAAGUGGGCGUGAGAGCUAGGGGGAUACGCCGACAAGAUUUAUUGUUUUUUUUUAUAUUUUGUGGCUUGUACCCUUAACUAACAAAUAUCCGUUUUUAGUAUUCCUGAAGUGCAUCCUAGUAUAUUUUUUCGCGUCGACGUUUGUUACGCCCUUAACUAUAGAGAACCACAUAGACCGAAAAAUGUGUGUCUGCUACCUUAAGCCGUAUGCGCACAACUGUAUAGGCCUACGAAAUCUAGACAAUCAAAUUUUAACACAACUGUUUUCACGAGAAAUUCCCAACAUUCCCUGGCGAGAUUGGCCUCUUUGA